AUGGCCAGCGUGGCAGUUCAGCUCCUUGGCUUUUUCUUAGGGCUGUUGGGAUUUUCGGGGACUGUCAUUGCAACUGUGCUCCCCCACUGGCGCAGCACAGCCUAUGUUGGCUCUAACAUCAUCAUAGCCACCGCCUACAUGAAAGGCCUGUGGAUGGAGUGUGCAUGGCACAGCACAGGCAUUUACCAGUGUGAGAUAUACAGAUCUCUUCUGGCACUGCCACGUGAUCUGCAGGCUGCCCGUGCACUCAUGGUGCUCUCUUGUGUCACCUCAGUCAUGGCAUUUAUAGUUUCUGUGAUGGGGAUGAAGUGUACCCGUUUCGCCCGUGGGUCAUUCAUCAAGUCUCCCUUGGUGCUCAGUGGGGGGAUUUGUUUUCUGUGUGCUGGCAUUCUCUGCUUAGUCACCGUGUCAUGGACCACCAACGAUGUCGUCGUGGAUUUCUAUGAUCCCUUCGUUCCCAGCGGGAUGAAGUACGAGAUUGGCCUAGCUGUUUAUCUUGGUUACGCCUCAGCCUGCCUCAGUCUGACCGGAGGACUGGUGUUGUGCUGGAGCAGCAGUGGUGAGAGGUCACAGAGCUCCCACCAAAGGCAGAGGAAUCAACCGUCCUCACCUCCCCCUGCCUUUGACAAUAUGUACCCCUCUGCUCCCCACUACAGGCCCCAUGAGGCCUUGAAGGGCAAUCAUGCUCCCUCACUUUGCUCCUUAUCCAGCAGUGGCUACAGACUCAACAACUAUGUCUAA
Molecule: messenger RNA, 741 nt
Organism: Scomber japonicus (chub mackerel)
Lineage: Eukaryota; Metazoa; Chordata; Actinopteri; Scombriformes; Scombridae
Product: claudin-14-like
Exons: 2
Coding region: 1-741 (246 amino acids)
Biological process (GO): cell adhesion; bicellular tight junction assembly
Cellular component (GO): bicellular tight junction; plasma membrane
Molecular function (GO): structural molecule activity
Source: RefSeq, a predicted model, not a curated record